Saccostrea cuccullata (small rock oyster) is the source of this 609-nucleotide messenger RNA. RefSeq names its product kielin/chordin-like protein. The coding region runs from base 85 to 609 and encodes 174 amino acids. The record is from RefSeq and is a predicted model, not a curated record. Lineage: Eukaryota; Metazoa; Mollusca; Bivalvia; Ostreida; Ostreidae. The transcript is spliced from 2 exons.
AUUUCAACGGUUCAUGUAUGUUUGGACAAAGUUGCCUUCAAGACGAGUCUAGAGGUAGGCACACUACUUUAUUUAGCAAAGAAAAUGCAGAAGCUAUUGAUACUUUUCUUCUUUUUGUGUUUGAUUUACACCGCCGAUUCAUGCAUGGAUUGCAGGAGAAAUGGUGUAAGUUAUAGGAGUAACAGCGACUUUAGCUUUGAUGAGGGGUGUUACCGCUUCAAUUGUCAAUGUAACUGUGACGGAUCAUGGAACUGCCCGUCUUUCAGGACCCAAAACAUUUGCCGAAAUCCCUCAGUUUCGAAUCGAUGUCAAAAAUGUCAAAGAAAAGGGGUAGAGUACCCAGGAAACAGUGACUUUAGUUUUGAUGAGGGGUGUUACCGCUUCAAUUGUCAAUGUAACUGUGAUGGUUCAUGGGACUGCCCCUCUACGAGGACACAGAACAUCUGUCGACGCCCACAAGUUCCAGAUAGAAGCUGUCCGGGAUGUACAGUAAAAGGGAGAAACUACCCUGCCGGGCAAUUCUACUAUGACGACGUCUGCCUCAGAAUUUUCUGUGAAUGUGAUUGUAACGGGUCGUAUAAGUGCUCUUCCGAUAUGAACAUUUGCUAA